Cygnus atratus (black swan) is the source of this 5537-nucleotide messenger RNA. RefSeq names its product pleckstrin homology domain containing A7 (gene PLEKHA7). Bases 294 to 4001 code for a protein of 1235 amino acids. Gene Ontology annotation, molecular function: protein binding. The record is from RefSeq and is a predicted model, not a curated record. Lineage: Eukaryota; Metazoa; Chordata; Aves; Anseriformes; Anatidae. Gene Ontology annotation, cellular component: pore complex; zonula adherens. The transcript is spliced from 26 exons. Gene Ontology annotation, biological process: pore complex assembly; cell-cell adhesion mediated by cadherin; zonula adherens maintenance.
UGCAGGAGCUGGUCUCACAAUCCACAGCAGUGUGUCGGACUGCUCUCUGCUGUGCCGCAGCUCACUUGGUGCAGCUGGGUGGUUGGGGUCUUCUGCCCAUGGGGGAAUUUGGGGUUCCCUCAGCCGAUGGGGGGUACUCGAAGGCUAUUACUGAUAACAGCUAAUAGUAAAAUAUUUGUAUCUAAGUCAUGGGAAUCCAGUUUCAGUAAAACAGCUCUUUACAAUGUCUGCUAAAGAGUAAGUUAUCUGCGGUUUCCUAAUGGAAGUAGGAGUGUGUGCUGGUGUCUGGAUGGAUGAAGGCGGAUCCCUUUCAGUUUCAUCUCAGAAGCCAUAAUCAACAGACCACGUCAUUUAGACAUCCUGUGACAGGACAGGUUUCUCCAGAAAAUAUUGAAUUUAUUUUGCAUGAAGAACUAAAUUCACCUAUGUCCAAGCAACAAAUAAACCAAAGACCUUCAAGCAUGGUCAGCGAAUCAUCCACUGCAGUAACUAUGUCUGCUGUUGAUACAAAGCCUGGUUCUAAGGUAGUGAAGACUGGAAACAAAGUUCAUAGCUUUGGAAAGAGGGAACAAGCUAUCAGAAGGAACCCCAAUGUUCCUGUUAUAGUAAGAGGCUGGCUACACAAACAGGAUAGCUCUGGUAUGCGAUUAUGGAAAAGACGAUGGUUUGUGCUUGCUGAUUAUUGUUUGUUUUACUACAAAGACAGCAGAGAAGAAUCUGUGUUGGGUAGCAUACCAUUGCCUAGUUAUGUAAUAUCUCCAGUUGGACCUGAAGAUCGCAUAAAUCGCAAGUUUUCCUUCAAGGCUGUUCAUACAGGAAUGCGGGCAUAUAUUUAUAAUAAGAAUUCUGUUAUUGGCUCUCAGGCAGAGCAUUCAGGGAUGCGGACAUACUACUUCAGUGCAGAUACCCAGGAGGAUAUGAAUGGCUGGAUCCGGGCUAUGAACCAAGCUGCUCUUAUGCAAACACGCUCUUCACUGAAGAGGGAAAAUGAAAAACUGGAUCAGCAGGCUGUUCCCCAAGUCAAUCAUGUGGAUGCCUGUAAAGUGUGUGUGAAGUCAGAGAGUACAGAUACAAAAGAAAGUUAUCAAAAAUCUGCUGAAAUGCUUGGUUAUGAUAAGCGUGAAGAAACAAGAAGAGAAAAAGAGGAGGAGGAGCGUUAUAUCCUCAGAAAAGAAGCUCUGGACUCUAAGAAGGGAAAGGCUAAGCAUGCGUUAACAGAAGUUGAUUCAUUAUUUCCAGAUUUAACAAAUGCACCACGGUCUCAAGCAGCUCAGCCUCUGCCUGUUGAGAAGAAUGGAACGCUUCCUAGUUCAUUAAGUAUGAGUGCUGGACUAGUGGAGCAGAAUGGUACCAGCUCAUAUAAAAGAGGGUUUGUUCCCAGAACAAAUCCAGAUAAACAGAUUCAAAGAAAAAGUAAUAUGGCUCAAGUGGAGCACUGGGUAAAAGUCCAAAAAGGAGAUACAAAAAGCCUUGCUUCUGAUCAGACUCUUACACGUCAGGGCCCUAAUCCACCUUUUCCUGAAAACUAUCACACUUUGCCAAAGAAUACCAGGCAGCCUUCAGGGAGCUCACCACCACCACCAAACCGCAAUUUGCCGAGUGACUACAAGUAUGCACAAGACCGUGUUAGCCACUUGAAGAUGUCCCAGGAGGAAAGGAAAGCAAAUAAGGACGGAACUGUUUGGCAGCUCUAUGAGUGGCAGCAGAGACAGCAAUUUAAGCAUGGCAGCCCCACUGCCCCGCUGUAUGUAGGCUCUUCGGACUUUAUGGAUCGGGGUAAGUCAAAAAGUUCGUUGGAUGUUCCACGAUCAAUAUCCGUUCCACCCUCUCCAUCUGAUAUUCCUCCACCUGGGCCACCGAAAAGCUUUCCCCCGAGGAGACCACACACUCCUGCAGAAAGGCUUACAGUUAAACCAUCUGAUGAGAGACAGACUGCAGACAGCCCUUUCACUGGAUCACCCAGGAAGAUACAAAGUCAUGCUGUAAAGAGCUCAGCUCACAUUGAUCGACGCUCCAUGCCAGCUAUGGGCUACAUGACCCAUACUGUGAGCGCACCCAGUUUGCAUGGCAAGUCGGCUGAUGACACUUACAUCCAGCUGAAAAAGGAUUUGGAGUAUUUGGAUCUGAAGGUGACAGGGCGUGACACAUUAAAAGAACGAAGUACAAAACCUGUCAAGAUUGCAGAAAGUGAUAUUGAUGUCAAGCUGAGCAUUUUCUGUGAGCAGGACAGAAUUCUGCAGGACUUGGAGGACAAAAUUAGAGCUCUUAAGGAAAAUAAAGAUCAGCUGGAGUCAGUUUUGGAGGUUUUACACAGGCAAAUGGAACAGUACAAAGACCAACCACAGCAUGCAGAAAAAAUUUCCUACCAGCAGAGACUUUUGCAAGAGGAUCUCAUACAUAUUCGGGCUGAAAUAUCCAAAGUUUCGACGGAAAUGGAAAAUGCCUGGAAUGAGUAUCUGAAACUAGAAAAAGAUGUGAGCCAUCUGAAAAAAGCCUUACAGGAACAGAUGAAUAGUUCUUUGGUAUCUCAGGAGAAAGCACAAAUACAAAAAGACUUGUGGAGGAUUGAAGAUGUUACAGCUGGCUUGAGUGCAAAUAAAGCAAAUUACAAAACCAUAGUAGACUCUAUCAAGAAUCCAGAGAGAAAAAUAGUGCCUUCAUUUUCUCAGUCUACAGUGCCUUCCUUACCAGCUUCUCUCACAACCGUGGAGAGCAAACCCUCCAUUCCGCAGAGCCCUCCACCCAGCCCGGUCAAACCUUCUUUGGAGGUCAGGCUGUAUCCACAGCCUUAUUUCCAGGCCAGAACGCAGCACCAAGCACCGCAGCUGAAAAAAAUUGAGCCGCCUCUUCAGUCGCCAGUUAGGCUAAAGCCAAAGGUUGAAGAUGAAGCACCACCCAGACCUCCUCUCCCUCAGUUAUACAGUCCUGAAGAUCAGCCACCAGCCGUUCCACCUCUCCCAAGAGAAGCCACUGUCAUCAGGCACACAUCAGUGCGGGGCCUGAAACGUCAGUCAGAUGAAAGAAAGAGAGACAGAGAACUAGGACAGUACGUAAAUGGAGAUUAUAGGGUAGAGCUGCGUUCAUAUGUGAGUGAACCAGAACUAGCAACGAUAGGUGGUGACCUCAGCCAACCUUCCAGCGGUUUAAUAAGCUCUGAUAGUGGAUACCAGACAUUACCUACCCGUGGUUUAUCUGGAUCAACUUCCAGAUUGCACCAAUCAUCUACCAUUUCAUCAUAUGCAACGCUUCGAAGGGAUAGGUCCAAGGACAGACCAAAGAGUGCCUUGGAACGUUUAUACUCUGGAGACCACCAAAGAGGCAAGAUGAGUGCAGAGGAGCAACUAGAAAGAAUGAAACGACAUCAGAAGGCGUUAGUUCGGGAACGCAAGAGAACUCUUAGCCAAGGAGAAAGGCAGUCUGUUUCAUCUCGGUCUUUCGUCAGGCCCAUUUCUGCAGACAUAGGCUCAUGGAAACGAGAGCAAGAAUUUGAUUUGCAGUUACUGGAGAGGGCCAUUCGUGGAGAAGACAAGGAUGAAAAUGAAUGGCUAAAAGUUCAGCCAAUAGCAGUAGCAGUAACAGAGACAGACCUGGAGCCUCAAGACUAUGAUUUAGAUAUCAGCAGAGAGCUUUCAAAACCUGAGAAGGUUGCAAUUCCAGAACGCUAUGUUGAGAUGGAGCCAGAAGAACCUCUUUCUACAGAAGAACUGGCAGCAAGGCAGCGUAAAGCAGAGAAGAUAAAGAGUAUUCUUACUAAAUCAAGUAUGCACAAUCUACAGCCUACUAUUGCCCAGGACAAGCACAACUCAGUUGAUUUAGAUUCACAGCUGCAAGAGCAGGAACGCAUCAUUACCAUAUCAUACGCUUUGGCUUCUGAAGCCUCUCAGAGGAGCAAGGAGGUAGCAGCUCAGCAGUUGACCUUUCCACCUAAAGCACCCUCACCUUCUGUACCACAGCCAUCUCACUCCCCCUUAAGCAAUGGAUUUCACUACACAUUUGUUUAAACACCUUAAAACCAAAGCAGUAAGCGAGCACUGAUGUAAGACUCAAAGCAAAUCCCACCUAGUGACACUGCAGAGAAGAAAGAGGAGAUUCAUUACCUGCUUUUUGUGGAGAUGCUCAUCGGCUGAUCACACGUUCUUUUGGAAAUAUGUUCAGAGAAUAAUGGGGGGAUUUUCUAUGAAAAUGAAGAGAAUUGCAAAACAUUUUAUUCUGAAUUCAGCUUAGUUCAGACUUUUUAUAUGAAUAAAUGGCACUUUUAAUAAACUCUGUAAAAUACUGACAAUGUAUUUUUAGAACAGAAUGUAUUUUAGAAUUUGUUUAAAUCAAGGGCUGCAUUCAUUUUAAGAGGAACUACUUAGGUAGUUGUUACAGGAUGCUGUUACUUCCCCCUCAGGCUCAGAUGCACAAUGUAAAGUUUCAUGAAAAAAAUGUAAAUUGAACAAUCUUAGGUGCACAUUCAUAGGGUAUGGGUAGAGCUAACUCAAGUGAGAGGUUUAAUGCAAGGGUGUUUUGGAUCGAAUAUUUUUGUAGAGUUAAUCACCCACCCUUUUGCCCAUGAAAUGAUAUUUUGCAAGGAACUUUUAGUUUGAUUUGCUAAAUAUUAAUAACCACUGUAUAGAUGAAAUUUUCCAUGAAAGCCAUAAUGAUAACCAGUUUUAACUCCUGUCUCCUUUCUUGAUUGCGUAUGAUUAACUUGAUGGUAUCGAUAUACAGUCUGUUAGGUUGCUCUUGACAGUAGUAACAAACAGCUAACAGAUUAUAUAUAUAUUUUUUUUAAAGUUGAGAUGUGGAAGAAGAAAACUUUAAAUUACAAUAUGUGAAGUAAGCAAUAAAAAAUAGGGCAUGCCAUUUUACUAGAAAAUAUAUUUUUUUCUUUUGAUUUUUUUUCAAUAAACAGUAUAAUAUGAUGUAUUGACUAGUAUUUAUCCUGGAAAAGGUAAAACUAACGUAACAUGGCACCUGCUAAUUUUGUACGUAAGUUCUCCUGGUGCUUUACUUUGCCAAACUUUGAAAUUCAGUGUUUUACUUACUUAUAGGGCAAAGGGUGAGGUGGUUACAUAAGGAGAAAAUAAGAUUAAAUGAAUGGCUGCAACUGCUUUACUUGAAGAAAACAGAACUGAGUGCAAGAUAUGCAAAAAUUGCCCAAUACUAUGUAAUGGUUAGUUGAGUUCAGCUCUAGAUGAGAAAUGGCUGACAAAUACUUCUGCAGUAUUUUAUGAAACCACUAACUUGUUUGCUAUAUCCAAGUGAUAGAUAUAGUCCCCUGGAAACUGACUGACCUUCAAGUUUCAGAUUUUGACAGAAAUCAUAUUAACACUGUACUCAGAAAUACUCUUAAAAAUAUAUAUUUAGCUAAUGUAAUCUAUUUUACCUCAAUACUGCCAGUAUCAACUUCAAAGCCUUUUGCCAAAAUAAUGAUUUAUUUUUGCCUUUAUAAAAAGUUUUGAAAGCAUAAAUGACUAUUUUGCAAGAAAACAUUAAUUUAAAUAAAAUGUAACAGUUUGGAAAAUGGUAUAUGUACAGAUUAAAAUAUUAAC